This is a messenger RNA of Arachis ipaensis, 615 nucleotides long. RefSeq lists its product as uncharacterized. The record is from RefSeq and is a predicted model, not a curated record. Lineage: Eukaryota; Viridiplantae; Streptophyta; Magnoliopsida; Fabales; Fabaceae.
AUGCCUCUAUAUACAAAAUUCCUCAAAGAGCUCAUCAAUAAGAAAAGGAGCUGGAAUGAGAAAGAGACAGUGAUCCUAACACAAGAAUGUAGUGUUGUCAUCCAAAGAGGUCUUCCUCCAAAGCUCAAAGAUCCAGGAAGCUUCAUCCUAUCCUGCACUAUAGGCAACAGAACAUUGGACGAGGCUCUCUGUGACUUAGGAGCCAACAUCAAUUUAAUGCCCCUGUCACUAAUGAAGAAGCUUGCAAUAGAGGAAGUCAAGCCCACCAGGAUGUCACUCCAAAUGGCUGACAGAUCACUCAAGAUACCAAAUGGGGUUGUGAAAAAUUUAUUAGUGAAGAUUGGAGAAUUCAUUUUCCCUGCUGACUUUGUUAUCCUGGACAUGGAAGAAGAGGGACACAGUUCAAUCAUAUUGGGACGACCUUUCUUAGCAACAACAAGAGCCAUCAUUGAUGUGGAGAAAGGGGAGAUGACCCUCAGGGUGCAUGAUGAAAAGAUGAUCAUCAAUGUCUUCAAGGCCAUGCAAUAUCCUCUAGAGAAGGAAAAGCACAUGAGAGUGGAAAUGAUAGAAAAAGUGGAGGAGGAGCUACUGAAAGAUGACAACCAGGAGGAAUAA